Juglans regia (Persian walnut) is the source of this 1632-nucleotide messenger RNA. RefSeq lists its product as uncharacterized. The record is from RefSeq and is a predicted model, not a curated record. The transcript is spliced from 2 exons. NCBI's taxonomy places the organism in Eukaryota, Viridiplantae, Streptophyta, Magnoliopsida, Fagales, Juglandaceae. Gene Ontology annotation, molecular function: protein binding. Bases 468 to 1448 code for a protein of 326 amino acids.
CGGAGUGGUUGAAUUAUCUUUAUACAGGUGUUGGCAUAGUUCUCCUUCCUUCGACACGAUAUCUCCAAUGGUGGAAGUAUCGUACGUACAUAUAUCAGACUCAGUCGACCCAGGGAAGAAGAAGAUCAAGCAGCAGCAGCUUGAAUUAUCGAAAGGGCAAAACAGAAAACACUUAAAUGGGCGCGCGGCCCAUGUUGAAUUUUCAAGCCCAAAAUAGAACGGCCUGGACUAAAUAUCACAGCUCAGCCUACUUUUAUGGUCCUGGCCCAUCUCUUACGAACCGACUAAAGUAUUAGAUCUCAUUAAAAUACACGAACUUCAAAGCUGAUCCAACGGUGGAGACCACAUCAGGUGUCAGGCUCUAGAACCACCAGAUUUUCCCGUGUGUACCACUUGCCCUUAUCCUGCGCACGCUUACACACACAGUGACUCAACUCCUCUGUGCCCUUCCACGCACACCCACUGUAAUGGCAGCUGAGCUACAACCACCAGAAGCCCUGAUAACCGCUGGCCCAACGGCCGGAACAACGACCACGACUGCAACGACGACUGCGGCAACAGAGACGACGACGUUUGUACCGUCGGCCGACUACCAGGGACAAGCUUUGGCCCCAAAACGGCAACGCCGACCCAGUGUCCGAUUAGGGGAGAUCGGGGACCAGCCGGCCACGCUCUCUUAUGAAUCACACGUACGAAGAACCAAACAACACCCCUGGAGGCUCCCCAAGGACCACUCCUCUAAGUCCUUCAAGGCUCGGUCCCUGAUCAACCUUGUCAACGGUGGUGAUUCCCAGGAUAUCCAAGAGCCAGCGGAAGAUAGGAACCAAAACGGCGAUGGAAAUCUUGAAUUCGCGAACCGGAAGAAGGCGAAGCGGGGCGCGACGAAGCGGGCCCGAUCCACUUGGGUCUCGAGAGUCGAAGAAGGAGCCGCGGCCGAGGGCGACAGCAGAGAAGACGGUAACCACAACGAAGGGUUCAGAGAUUUCGAUCCCGACUCGGACAGUCAGCUGAAGGAACACAGUCCUGUUCACUCAGUCGACAACGUGGUGCUCGAUUCGUGGCACGGGGUUAGACGGCAAGGCCGGGCUAGGGUUUCGGAAAGUCGCGAAAACGACGCCAUUGAUUUGGAAAAUUUUCCCGAGUCCGAUUCGAGGGACCGGAAGUGUGGAACGAGCGAGGGAGUGAGGUCGUGGCUGAUCGAAUUGGGGUUGAGCCGGUACGCGCCGGUGUUUGAGAUACAUGAGGUGGACGACGAUGUUUUGCCGAUGUUGACACUGGAGGAUCUCAAGGAUAUGGGAAUCAAUGCGGUCGGGUCCAGGCGGAAAAUGUAUUCCGGUAUACAAAAGCUUCGCAAGGGGUUUUCGUGUACACUGAGGAGCAAAGGCUUCAGACGAGCUCAGAGUGAUUGGUUUCCACAAUCACCUUGGCUUGAUUAUCUUGUACGGUAGCUGGAUAACCUAUUAUCCAUUGUUUUGAUGAUUGGGUUCUGUUCUCGAUCGUGUGACUGAGACAAUUCAUAGCCUUUUACGCUCACAAUAGGUUGAAGAAGUUGUAUGGCUACCCUUUGCCUCGUAUCUAUAAGUAUUGUCCAAAACCUUAAUUAUUAUUUUUCGACGUAGUGCUCACUUCAUC